CAACUUCGACCGCUCACCUUCGAUUUCCGCAUCAAAACCAGACAUACUCAGAGACCAACAUGCAGAUUUCUUUGGAGUCUCAAAUACUCGUCUCUCAUCGAAAGAACCCCACAAUAACUAUGUAUCUCAUCGUGGAGAACGAAUACAACCCUCAACGAGAGCCCCGCCAUCCCUGGAAUGAUUAUACUUGGAUUGGCCGCAUUAAAUGGUCUGCAUGCUACCCUGCAGCUGAAAAUCCAUGGGUAAGAGCAAUCUUGUAACUCUCCUAGUCAACAAUCAUUGACUUGCCCGAACAGAAUGCCACCUCACCCUUAGCAGGCCCAGGCAAAGACGACAACAUACCACCAUCCAGCUCACCAGUCCAGUUCAGUCUGUUUCAGAGGCUCCCCUUCGAAAUUCGAGAAAUGAUAUGGGGGUUUGCUCUGGCAGCGAUUGGGCCAAGGAAUGUUUAUCUGAAAGAGAAGGCGCAACGACGUCCUAAGUUUCAGGGUUAUAGAGUUCGGUCGGACAUCGUGACUGGAGAAGAUUACCCAGACGAAAGACUGUUCAGAAUGGUCAUACUCAGUCCUAGUCAGUACGAGCAAGUGAAAAGUGACUUCAGAAAGCUGGGCAAGAACAAGGAAUUACCUGAACCAAGUCACCCGUACCCAGUUCAGCACAGCAUACCGUUUUAUGACACAGUGCCGGGCAGCCCAGGAUCCUCAUAUUAUGACACGGACCUGAUCGUUCCUGCGUAUGAUGGCCAUUGGAUUCGUUAUAGAAAAAGGUUUCUUGGUUAUGGCUGGGUCCAAAUCGAAUUCGAGGAUCGCUAUACGAGGUGCGUGCCAAAACCUAUUUGCGGAUGGGGAAAGACUUGUGCAUUGCCAACUAUUAUCUUUACUUGCCGAGAAGUAUUCGCUGUUGCAUCUCGCUCCCGCACGUCUCUUCCCUCUCUUGGAUGUUUCGGAAACAACUAUCUUGACGUUGACCGUGAAAUCUUAGUAUUGGAUGAGUAUUCUUUCAAACACCCUAUAGGACUUUCGCAUCAAGAUAGCUGCUAUCCCGAGAUAGGACGUACCGACCGGAACGAAAGUCUUCUUAGUCUUUGCUACAAAGAGAGGCACAGGAUCCAGAGGCUCGCAUUCCAGUUUGAAUUUGAAUUCACGGCUUGUAACGAUUUAUCUUUCAUAUUGUCUCAGUUUGACAACUUAAACGAGCUUAUUUUGUUCGUUUACGACCAAGACUUCUGCUACGAAAAGCGCUUCGGUAACGACUCCUACAAGGAGUCUGAGAUCGAUCUCGAGUUAUACGAUCCGGUAUCUAAGAGUGAGGCGAAAUGGUCUGCAGCGCAAAGUGAUGAAGUGGUCGCUAAGGUACGAGGUCAUCUGGAAAAACGUUCCACAUUUUGGGACCAGUGCGUUGAAAGGCAGGGGAGGAGUUUUGAUGGCGGGCGUGGGCCUACAACUUGGCCUACAACUCUUGUUGUACCCAAGGUAAUGAAGUUUAUGCUCGCUACUCGCAAGCCAAAAGGUGCCAACACCCAGGUUAUGAUGUCCGUAAGACACUAUCGGGAACAGGGUUGGGAGAGGGCGGGGAUAGGAUCGUAUUCGAGCUUUUGCGAAGAUCUGAAUCGUUCGGCAACUCUUUGGUGUAGUAGUUAGUGGUG
Hymenoscyphus albidus is the source of this 1645-nucleotide messenger RNA. NCBI's taxonomy places the organism in Eukaryota, Fungi, Ascomycota, Leotiomycetes, Helotiales, Helotiaceae. The record is from the annotation of a GenBank genome assembly.